This is a messenger RNA of Cantharellus anzutake, 387 nucleotides long. RefSeq names its product putative ribosomal protein S28. The coding region runs from base 1 to 387 and encodes 128 amino acids. Lineage: Eukaryota; Fungi; Basidiomycota; Agaricomycetes; Cantharellales; Hydnaceae. Gene Ontology annotation, molecular function: structural constituent of ribosome. The transcript has 5 exons. Gene Ontology annotation, cellular component: ribosome; cytosolic small ribosomal subunit. The record is from RefSeq and is a predicted model, not a curated record. Gene Ontology annotation, biological process: translation.
AUGGGUUCCAAGCCUAGAGGGUUGAAUGCCGCCCGGAAACUACGUGUUACUCGCAGGAAAAACCGAUGGGCAGACAAACAGUACAAAAAGCGCGCCCUUGGUAACAUUUACAAGACCUCACCAACUGGUGGUUCGUCACAUGCUAAGGGCAUUGUACUGGAAAAGGUCGGAGUUGAGGCCAAGCAGCCCAACUCGCCAUCCGAAAAUGUGUCCAACGAUGGCUGCUUGAACUUUGUGGAUGAAAACGACGAAGUUUUGAUUUCCGGCUUCGGUCGAAGUGGCAAAGCUAAGGGUGAUAUCCCUGGUGUGCGCUUCAAGGUCGUCAAGGUUUCAGGCGUGGGUCUCUUAGCACUAUGGAAGGAGAAGAAGGAGAAGCCACGCUCAUAG